Hemisphaericaspora subhashii is the source of this 1176-nucleotide messenger RNA. RefSeq names its product elongation factor 1-gamma. Lineage: Eukaryota; Fungi; Ascomycota; Pichiomycetes; Serinales; Debaryomycetaceae. Gene Ontology annotation, biological process: translational elongation. The record is from RefSeq and is a predicted model, not a curated record. Gene Ontology annotation, molecular function: translation elongation factor activity. The transcript is spliced from 2 exons. Gene Ontology annotation, cellular component: cytoplasm; nucleus. The coding region runs from base 1 to 1176 and encodes 391 amino acids.
AUGUCUCAAGAUGUCACCAUCAAGACUGAAAAGGAUGAAGCUUUCACCAAUGCUUUCCCAUUAGGUAAAUUACCAGCUUUCAUUGGUACCAAAGGUUUCAAAUUAUACGAAACCUUAGCCAUUGCUACUUAUUUACUUUCAUUAGUUCCAAAGGAUAAGAUUGGUGCUGUUUUAGGUAAGAAUAAUGAACAAUAUGCUUCUGUUAUCAAAUAUUUAUCAUUAUUCAACCAAGAAUUCAUCCCAGCUUUAUUCCAAACUUUAUUCAUGAUUAAUGGUAGAUAUCCAUACAACAAGAAACAAUGUGAUGAAAACUUUGGUAAAGUUGAUGUUGUUGCUUCAAUUUUAGAAUCAAGAUUAGCUGAAUUCACUUUCUUAGUUGGUGAACGUGCUUCAUUUGCUGAUUUCUUUGCUGUUGCUUGUUUAGCUCCUGGUUUACAAACCAUUUUAGCUAAACCAUUUGCUCAAAAAUAUCCAAACAUUACUAGAUGGUUCACUACUGUUUCUAAGAAUGCUUUCUUUGGUGAUAGAUUUGCUCAAUUCGCCAUUGCUGAAAAACCAUUAGUCUACACUCCUCCAAAGAAGGAAAAGAAACCAGCUCAAGAACAACAACCAAAGAAGGAAAAGAAGGAAGCUAAACCAGCUGCCCCAGCCGCUUCUUCUGAAGAACCAGCUGAAGCUCCAAAGCCAAAACAUCCAUUAGAACUCUUGGGUAGACCAAAGGCCGCCUUAGACGAAUGGAAGAGAGUUUACUCUAAUGAAGAAACCAGAGAAACCGCUAUUCCAUGGUUUUGGAAGAAUCAAUACGAUCCAGAAGAAUGGUCUCUUUGGAAGGUUGAUUAUAAAUAUAAUGAUGAAUUAACCUUAACCUUCAUGUCCAACAAUUUAGUUGGUGGGUUUUUCAAUAGAUUAUCCGCUUCUACUAAAUAUAUGUUUGGUUGUAUGGUUGUUUAUGGUGAAAACAACAAUAAUGGUAUUACUGGUGCUUUCUUGGUUAGAGGUCAAGAUUAUAAACCAGCUUUUGAUGUUGCUCCAGAUUGGGAAUCUUAUGAAUUUACUAAAUUGGAUGCUAAUGAUGAAGAAUCUAAGAAGUUUAUUGAUAAUAUGUUUGCUUGGGAUCAACCAGUUAUUGUUAAUGGUGAAUCUAAGGAAAUUGCCGAUGGUAAGGUUUUCAAAUAA